GAAAAGAAGUGGGAGCUCAAUCACCUCUGCACGACGUCUGACUUUCUUGGGACGGUCCCGCACGAGGCUUCAGCAGCAUGCGUUUAUUUCUGCAUCGCACGCCUCACCACCACAUGGACAAGAUAAAGCUGGAGUGACACCAGGACUAUUGAACUAGAUCGACAAAUACACACGUGCAUUGUGAAUGGAGCGAAGAAGAAGACGAGACGCUGCUUUUCAAAGCAACUGCAUAAUUAUUCUAACCGAAAGCACAAAGGGGAGGAGAGAGAGAGAGAGAGGGAGAGAAAGGGUAGCAUCCGCCUGCGCUGCAGGUGCUACAUCUGUGCGCGCUACUUUCCACGAGGUAGCUGCUUAUUUGCCAUGUAUUAAACCGAGCAUUGUUGAAUUUAAAAACGCAGACUCCUGCUGCUGCUGCUGCUGCUGCUGCUGCAGAUAAAGCGCCCCCCUGGAUAAGUCAGAGCGCACGGGACGGAUGUUGUGCGCGGGCAGGUGUAUUCAGCCAAGUGGAGGCGCAAAGCAGGAGCGAUGCACAACAGCCUGCAGAUACAACACCUACUCUGAAGGAAACCCCUUUCAUCCUGAGAUAUGCAGCUUGUUAACGCGUGUAUUCCCUUCGGAAAUGACUGGCGUUCCCCUGCAACUUACACACGAUGAUGGCCACGCGAAACUGGGCACCGUGGAACUGAUGGACGCACGGAGAUGAUGAGGCUGUAGUGGCCCAGACAUAAAACGCAGGGGGAGCUUCUGACUGAGCUGCUGCGCUCGAAUCAACCUGGUUCUCAUCAAGGACACUAUCUCCAGCAGAAGGAUGCCCGGGGCACUUUUAUCACAGUCCCUCUACAUUGGGAUGGAGGUGGUGAUCGCAGUCGCGUCUGUGAUCGGGAAUGUGAUGGUGGUUUGGGCGGUGAAGAUUAAUAAAUCGCUGCGAGAUACCACGUUUUGUUUCAUUGUCUCGCUGGCUGUGGCGGAUAUUGCGGUGGGAGCCCUCGUCAUCCCUCUGGCCAUCAUGAUCAGCAUCGGACUUCAAACUCACUUUUACAGCUGCUUGCUAGUGGCGUGCACGGUGCUGGUGCUGACGCAAAGUUCAAUCCUCGCCCUCCUGGCUAUUGCAAUUGACCGCUAUCUCAGGGUCAAGAUCCCGACCAGGUACCGGCGGGUGGUGACCCCUCGGAGAGCGGGACUGGCAGUUGUGAUAUGCUGGAUGGUGGCUUUCAUUGUGGGCCUGACACCCAUGUUAGGCUGGAACAAUCUGAGGCACCUCCAGCUGAAUGACACCAACAGCUCCGACCUUAUCACCUGCCAGUUUGAAAAUGUCAUCAGCAUGGACUACAUGGUGUAUUUUAACUUCUUUGGCUGGGUGCUGCCACCGCUGCUUCUCAUGCUGGUUAUCUAUGCAGAAAUCUUCUACAUGAUCCACAAGCAACUUAACAACAAGAAGUUAACCACCAGCCACACUGACCCCAACAAGUACUACGACAAGGAGCUGAAUCUUGCUAAAUCCUUGGCUCUAGUCCUUUUUCUCUUUGCAAGCAGCUGGCUCCCCCUCCACAUCAUCAACUGCAUCACACUCUUCUGUCCUGACUGCAAGAAGCCCAUUGUCAUCCUUUAUAUCGCCAUCCUACUCACCCAUGGCAACUCUGCUGUCAACCCAAUUGUCUAUGCUUUCCGCAUUAAGAAGUUCCGCACAGCCUUCCGUAAAAUCUGGCAGCAAUACUUCUGCUGCAAAGACACGCCCCCUUUAGACCUUCAGCCCAGCGACAGGAAAGAUAUCCCCAAUCUGGAGCACGAGCAGGCGACACCACAGCAGAAUCCAAUUCUCACAUCUGAUCCCCCACAGCAGCAGCAGAACCAGAGAACCGAAACACUGCAGCAACCUAAAGAACAUCCGCCCUUACAGGAGCAGAACGCUGUCUAAGUCAAGGAAUGGAGCUGAUUGCUGGUUGAGAAAGUAAUGAUCAGCACACUCUCCUCCUGGUGAGGAGUCUGAGGUCCCACAAUGCAGUUGUGACUAUAGGAACUUGGAUAAUAUCAAUUCUGGGAGAUAAUUUAUCUUUAACUCAGGAGGAGUGGAUUUACUGAAAGAUGUGUCAAAAAACAAGGGCAACAAGAGUAUCGAUAAACUUUGCAAUAGCGGAAGUCAUUUUUACAGUGACUCUGUUCCUCUUAGUAACAGACUGAAGAUAUUAAGCUUUAAUGGUUUUGUUCAUUAUGGGGACACAAGUUGUGCGAAUGUUACAAAAUGUGCAAUGUAAGUUAUUGUUGUUGGUCAGUAUGAGAUUAUCAAAUGUUAAAACUCAAAUGAACAUUUAUACAUUCAAUAUAGCAGGUUCUUCUCACUACUCUUGUACUGUGUGUAUGUCUAAACUGGCAGUGGCAGAAGAAUAUGAAUGUCAUAAAAGUGUAAAUAGUAGACUGCAGCAGCACAGCUGUGUAUGUGCAUCUUCAGGGUCUUAAUAGCACAACAGUGGCAGAGCGAGAAGCUCUGUUUGAGAGAUCUUUACAACAAGGUAGCUUGUAUGUGCUGAUAGAAGGGAUUUGUACUCCCGUAACGCGUCCACGCUGGAGCAGAGUCCCUCAGUGACCCGACAGUACUGAUCCAUUAGAAGGAGAUGGCCAGCGAUAUGAGACAAACUGCUGGAGGGAGUGGGAGCUUCUAACCUUUCAGAAGCUGCAUGCUGGAAAUUCAUGUCUGCAGGAGGAAAGCGGGUCAUGGGGGAGAAAGAAAACAUGCACUCAAAGCUUGUGUUCAUCCAGACUCCAUGCCUGCUGGUGGUGAGUGUGGGCUCUUCCUCUCGCCACUUCCAUCGACUGACAAUAACCUUAUUACAACUCACAGUGGCUUCUAUGGCCUUAUUCAGAGUUCUAAUCAGUUUGACUGAACCAUAAAAGACGGCUUAAAGAUUGUGAGAUCUUUACUAAGCUUAACAUUUUGCAUACAGCCAGACUACAACCUAUAAUUAUUUUCAGCAC
Messenger RNA from Solea senegalensis (Senegalese sole), 2970 nucleotides. It is a transcript of the gene adora1b, whose product is annotated as adenosine A1 receptor b. Lineage: Eukaryota; Metazoa; Chordata; Actinopteri; Pleuronectiformes; Soleidae. Gene Ontology annotation, biological process: G protein-coupled adenosine receptor signaling pathway. Gene Ontology annotation, cellular component: synapse; membrane; dendrite. The coding region runs from base 809 to 1915 and encodes 368 amino acids. The record is from RefSeq and is a predicted model, not a curated record. Gene Ontology annotation, molecular function: G protein-coupled adenosine receptor activity. The transcript is spliced from 2 exons.